Messenger RNA from Dufourea novaeangliae, 1166 nucleotides. Its product is annotated as venom acid phosphatase Acph-1-like. Gene Ontology annotation, molecular function: phosphatase activity. Gene Ontology annotation, biological process: dephosphorylation. Bases 54 to 1166 code for a protein of 370 amino acids. NCBI's taxonomy places the organism in Eukaryota, Metazoa, Arthropoda, Insecta, Hymenoptera, Halictidae. The transcript has 7 exons. The record is from RefSeq and is a predicted model, not a curated record.
CCUUCGUUGGACUCCAAUUUCAACGCUUCCUUGACCUCAAAGCAGUCGAAGACAUGAAUAUUGCAUGGAUUUUAACAGUGACUGGUUGCUUGUUUUACCUCCAACCGAGCCAUGCCGAACUCAAACUUGUACAGACGUUAUUUAGACAUGGAAACAGGAUGCCAUCAUAUGGAAGGAGGAUAUAUCCGAACGAUCCUUACAGUGCGAUGACCUAUGAACCGGAAGGAUUCGGAGGUCUGACAAAUGCUGGUAAAGAGUUGGCGUAUAAGCUCGGUCAGUACUUCCGCGAGAGGUAUGACAAAUUUUUGGGACCACUUUAUUCGAAGGAAAUCGUCCGAUUCCGUGCUGACGAGAACGAAAGGGUUGUGAUGACCGCAGAACUCGUGGCAGCCAGCUUGUUCCCGCCGCAAGAAGAGCAAAUAUGGAAUUCUCGUUUAAACUGGCAGCCUAUACCAAUAUGGGCACCGGAGUUUUCGAAUGAUCAUCUGUACAACGGCAUGUUUUGCCCGAAUUUCAUGAAAUGGAGGAUCAAUGUAGAAAAAACAGACCGCGAAGUGAUGAAAUUCGAGGAGGAGAACAAAGAAAUCUAUAAGUAUUUGUCUCAGCAUACAGGGGCAAAUAUCACGCAAAGUAGUACGUUCAGUUUGCGUCAGAUAUUCUACGAACAGACAGAUAUUGGCUUAGAAUUGCCGAAGUGGACAAAAUCGGUCUUUCCGAAUGGAAAACUCGACGAGCUUGCCGUAUUUGAUAUUCACAUUCGCACUCGUACUCCGGAAUUGAAAAAAUUACUGGGUGGAGUAUGGAUACAGGAGUGGUUAAAGAACAUCGACAAUUAUUUAAAUGGGAACGACAAUCGGAAGGCGUUUAUGUAUGCUGGGCAUGAAUUGACUAUUGCUCCUAUUCUUGUCGUAUUAGACAAUUUCGACAAUAAAAUCCCUUCAUACUGCAGCUCUUUGAUAGUCGAGUUACACGAAAAUAAUAAUAAACAUUAUGUGCAGGUGUUAUACAGAAAUAACGAUGAUACCGGUAUUCUGAAAAUUCCCGGAUGUGGUACCGGAAUGUGUCCCCUAGAAACUUUCAGAAACUUCGUGGCACCUAUGCUGCCCGAAGAUAUUGGAGAGUUAUGUGGAAUUGAGGAAGACAGUAAAUCAACAGUGCAGCAAUAA